Fragaria vesca subsp. vesca is the source of this 3603-nucleotide messenger RNA. RefSeq names its product cellulose synthase-like protein D3-like. The transcript is spliced from 3 exons. The record is from RefSeq and is a predicted model, not a curated record. Gene Ontology annotation, biological process: cellulose biosynthetic process; plant-type primary cell wall biogenesis. Gene Ontology annotation, cellular component: trans-Golgi network; plasma membrane. Gene Ontology annotation, molecular function: cellulose synthase (UDP-forming) activity; mannan synthase activity. The coding region runs from base 1 to 3450 and encodes 1149 amino acids. NCBI's taxonomy places the organism in Eukaryota, Viridiplantae, Streptophyta, Magnoliopsida, Rosales, Rosaceae.
AUGGCUGGUAAAUCGUUCAAGGGUACUCGAUCAAAUCUAUCAUCCAGCUCUGACAUUCCCGAUGCACUCGGCAAGCCUCCAAUUCCUACAGUCACAUUCGGCCGCAGAACCUCCUCCGGUCGCUACAUCAGCUACUCCAGGGAUGAUCUCGAUAGCGAAAUUGGGAGUGGUGACUUUAUGAACUACACAGUGCACAUACCUCCGACCCCAGACAACCAGCCCAUGGAUCCAUCCAUUUCGCAGAAGGUCGAAGAGCAGUAUGUGUCGAACUCGCUUUUCACUGGGGGAUUCAACAGUGUUACACGAGCUCAUCUUAUGGACAAAGUGAUUGAAUCCGAAACCAACCAUCCUCAGAUGGCUGGUGCCAAAGGGUCAUCAUGUUCCAUUCCCGGGUGUGAUGCAAAGGUCAUGAGCGAUCAACGCGGGGAGGACAUUCUACCCUGUGAGUGUGAUUUCAAGAUAUGUAGAGAUUGCUAUACUGAUGCUGUGAAAACAGGGGGUGGUGUAUGUCCUGGAUGCAAGGAACCAUACAAGAACACUGAUUUGGAUGAAAUGGCAAUGGAGAGUGCAUUGCCUCCGCUUCCCCUGCCUCUGCCUAAUGGGAUGUCUAAAAUGGAGAGGAGGUUGUCACUAAUGAAGUCAACAAAGUCGGUUCUGAUGAGGAGUCAAACUGGUGAUUUUGAUCACAACCGGUGGCUCUUUGAAACUAAGGGAACUUAUGGCUAUGGGAAUGCUAUAUGGUCCAAGGAGGGAGGUUUAGGAAAUGGGAAAGAUGAUGAUGUCGUUGAACCAACUGAGCUGAUGAACAAACCAUGGAGGCCUCUCACUCGGAAAUUAAAGAUACCUGCAGCUAUUUUGAGCCCCUAUAGGCUUCUAAUAUUUGUCCGUAUGGUUGUCCUUGGGCUGUUUUUGGCAUGGAGGAUCAGCAACCCAAAUACUGAUGCAAUGUGGCUUUGGGGAAUGUCAAUUGUUUGUGAAAUCUGGUUUGCUUUUUCAUGGCUGCUCGAUCAACUUCCCAAGUUGUGCCCAAUAAAUCGUUCUACAGAUCUUAAUGUCUUGAGGGAGAAGUUUGAAACACCUACUAUCAGCAACCCCACCGGGAAAUCUGAUCUUCCAGGCAUAGAUAUCUUUGUGUCCACUGCAGAUCCAGAUAAAGAACCACCACUUGUCACAGCAAACACUAUCUUGUCUAUUCUAGCUACUGAUUACCCUGUUGAAAAACUUGCUUGCUAUGUUUCUGAUGAUGGAGGUGCACUUUUAACCUUUGAGGCCAUGGCCGAAGCAGCUAGUUUUGCUAAUAUAUGGGUCCCCUUCUGCCGUAAACAUGCUAUUGAACCCAGGAAUCCUGAAUCUUACUUCAGUUUGAAGAGGGAUCCAUACAAGAACAAAGUGAAAUCUGACUUUGUUAAGGAUCGUAGAAGGGUGAAACGUGAAUAUGAUGAGUUCAAGGUUCGGAUUAAUGGACUGCCUGAGUCUAUACGUCGCCGAUCAGAUGCUUAUCAUGCCAGGGAGGAAAUCAAGGCCAUGAAGCUUCAGAGACAGAACAGAGAGGAUGAACCUGUGGAGAGUGUGAAGAUUCCUAAAGCAACUUGGAUGGCUGAUGGAACCCACUGGCCAGGGACUUGGUUGACCUCUUCAGCUGAGCAUUCUAGGAGUGACCAUGCUGGUAUUAUACAGGUGAUGUUAAAACCUCCUAGUGACGAACCAUUGCAUGGAGCUGAUGGAACUAUAGAUGAAGCUAGACUCAUCGACCUCACUGAUAUUGAUAUCCGCCUUCCCAUGCUGGUUUAUGUGUCUCGUGAAAAGCGGCCAGGCUAUGAUCACAACAAGAAGGCAGGGGCCAUGAAUGCUCUUGUUCGAGCCUCUGCUAUAAUGUCCAAUGGCCCAUUCAUUCUCAACCUUGACUGUGAUCAUUAUAUCUACAACUCUCAGGCAAUGAGGGAGGGUAUGUGCUUCAUGAUGGAUCGUGGAGGUGACCGGCUUUGUUAUGUUCAGUUCCCACAGAGAUUUGAGGGUAUUGAUCCUUCGGAUCGAUACGCCAACCACAACACAGUUUUCUUUGAUGUCAAUAUGCGGGCUCUUGAUGGUCUCCAGGGCCCAGUUUAUGUUGGAACUGGAUGUCUGUUUCGUAGAAUUGCCCUGUAUGGUUUUGACCCUCCUCGAUCGAAAGAACAUCACCAAGGUUGUUGCAGUUGCUGCUUCUCUAGUCGCAAAAAGAAUAAGCAUGCCUCAGUAGCACACACUCCUGAAGAAAACCGAGCCUUGAGAAUGGGUGAUUCUGAUGAUGAAGAGAUGAAUCUCUCGCUUCUGCCUAAGAGGUUCGGGAACUCGACUUUCCUCAUCGACUCAAUUCCAGUGGCAGAGUACCAAGGUCGGCCUCUUGCAGAUCACCCGGCUGUAAAGAAUGGACGACCACCCGGUGCUCUUACCAUUCCUCGUGAGCUGCUUGAUGCAUCAACUGUAGCAGAGGCUAUCAGUGUCAUUUCCUGCUGGUAUGAAGACAAGACUGAGUGGGGAGACCGUGUCGGAUGGAUUUAUGGUUCAGUUACUGAAGAUGUGGUCACUGGUUACAGAAUGCACAACAGAGGAUGGAAAUCAGUUUACUGUGUGACCAAACGUGAUGCUUUUCGUGGAACUGCACCUAUCAAUCUCACUGAUAGGUUGCAUCAGGUCCUCCGUUGGGCUACAGGCUCAGUUGAAAUCUUUUUCUCCCGCAACAAUGCCCUGCUAGCCAGCCCAAGAAUGAAGCUUCUGCAAAGAAUAGCAUAUCUCAAUGUUGGUAUCUACCCCUUCACAUCCAUCUUCCUUAUCGUCUACUGCUUCCUCCCUGCACUUUCGCUCUUCUCUGGUCAGUUCAUUGUGCAGUCCCUCAAUGUUACUUUCCUGACCUAUCUUUUGGUCAUCACCCUCACCUUGUGUAUGCUUGCCAUACUUGAGAUCAAAUGGUCUGGCAUUGAGCUAGAAGAGUGGUGGAGAAAUGAGCAGUUUUGGUUGAUUGGAGGGACCAGUGCUCAUCUUGCUGCUGUGAUUCAGGGGCUAUUGAAAGUUAUUGCAGGGAUUGAAAUCUCAUUCACCUUGACUUCAAAAUCAGGUGGUGACGAUGAGGAUGAUGAAUUUGCUGACCUCUACAUUGUGAAAUGGUCAUCUCUGAUGAUACCCCCAAUAACAAUCAUGAUGGUCAACUUAAUUGCAAUAGCAGUUGGAUUCAGCAGAACAAUAUACAGCGUGAUUCCGCAGUGGAGCCGAUUGAUUGGAGGUGUUUUCUUCAGUUUCUGGGUUUUAGCUCAUCUCUACCCUUUCGCCAAAGGAUUGAUGGGGAGACGAGGCAGGACACCCACCAUUGUUUUUGUAUGGUCGGGACUCAUUGCAAUCACCAUUUCUCUUCUUUGGGUGGCUAUCAAUCCCCCUGCGGGUGCAACCGAGAUUGGAGGAUCGUUCGAAUUUCCCUGAUAGGUCGAUAUUAUCAUUCUUUACAGUUAAUCAAGCUGUUUGAUUUACAUUCCUUUAUUUGUUUUGAUCCUCUGAACAAGUUAAUCAUUCUGGUUAUAUAGCACUGGCACCAGUUAUUCCCAGGUUCCCUUCCUCAUUUAAAUUUUGUGUAGC